AUGGCAGACUCCGCCUCCAAGAGAAAACAGGGCCCUGGAGGCUCAGAAGGCUCGGCCUUGAAAAAGAGAAAGGAGGGCACAGGUGGAAGAUGGAAGACGCCGGCUCAAAAGGCAAAGCAGGCCUCGUGGGUGGAGAUGGGCAAGGCCCUUGAGGUGGGCGACGAGGGCAUCUGGGUGACGUACGCGAGGGGCAUGAAGAACAAGGCCGUCCGGGAGUUUACGGCCAUGUGCCACGAGUACGGCGAGAAGCUCUACGGCAUCAAGCCGCCCGCCGACGACGACGAGGCAGAGCCCCCCCAUCCGGCCGACGGCGGCGAAGCAGCCGAAGAGGACAUUGAGGCGUCCAUCGAGAAGGAGCUCGAGCGGAUGAAGGCGCCGCGCCCCAGGCCCAAGGCGAGAGGCGUCUUCUCGCCCGUGUCGGUGACGAUUGAGUGCGUCUUCUUCAUGAAGACGAUGAGGCCCGUGGAUCCGUGCCGGCUGGUGCGCGAGAUGUGCCUGGACGCGCAGGGGUGCGGGAGCCCGAUGGAGAGGAAGUGCAAGUACAUUAAUCGGUUGACGCCCGUGGUGGAUACGGAGAAGGCGUCGGAGAAGGGGGUGAGGAGGGUGGCGAGGAAGGUCCUUGCGUCGGUGUUUAGGUUGAAUGAGGAGGUGGAGGAGGAUGGGGGUGAUGAGAAAGAGGAUGGGGAAGAAGGAAAAGAAGGGGAGAAGCAGUACGCCAUACGACACACAAUGAGAAACCACACCGUCCUGGAGUCGCAGGCCGUCAUCAAGAUGAUUGCCGGCAUGAUCAAGCCGGAGCACAAGGUCAACCUCAAGAGCCCGGACAAGGUCAUUCUCGUUGAAAUAUUCCAGUUGUUCUGCGGCAUCUCUGUGGUCGAUGGCAGGGAGUGGGAGGAGCUGAAGCGGUAUAACAUCAAUAUGCUGUAUGGCGCGGCGGGCGAGCAGAAG
Messenger RNA from Trichoderma citrinoviride, 948 nucleotides. RefSeq lists its product as hypothetical. The transcript is spliced from 4 exons. The annotation marks the transcript as partial. Gene Ontology annotation, biological process: tRNA modification. The record is from RefSeq and is a predicted model, not a curated record. NCBI's taxonomy places the organism in Eukaryota, Fungi, Ascomycota, Sordariomycetes, Hypocreales, Hypocreaceae. Gene Ontology annotation, molecular function: RNA binding.